ACCAAGUACUUGAGUUGCUUCCUCACAGACACGCUUCUCAUCAAUAUUCUUUGCAUUCUUAUUUUGACAUUCAAAUAACACCCAAAUAUUCAACAGUUUUUCUUCUUUAAUAUUUACAGUACUACACUGAGCACGUGCAAAAUCACAGCAAAGUAGCCAAACCGCACAAUGUUUUGUUUACAGGAGCCUACUGUGUAGAAAACAGCGGUUACAUCAUGUUGUUUCGUAAUACUUCAAAUACAAUUCAAUGUAGUUAUCACGAACGAAGCUUUUAUAUUUGCUCUGAGAGUUUUUUUUCUCAUUUUCUCAGUUAAAAUCCUCGUUUAAAUGGAUAUAAACCACGAUGCGCAAGAGGGCUUGCAGUUAUGUGGAGAAUCCGUCCGUAUACCAGAAAAAAGCUUUAAAAAACUCGUAGAAAUUACAUUUGACAUCAUCUUGGGAAAGAAGGAUGAAACCAGUUUUGAUGGUAAAAAUAUCAAAUAUGCACAUGUAAAUGAUGUAAUGUACCCCGAUAUGUAGUUGUCAGUCAGUAGUUACGAACCAUUGGGCAUAGAGAAUAGGCACAGAAUGACAGAAUAGGGAUGGAAUUAAAGGAAUCAACCAUUAACACUUUAAUAUAUUGACUUGGACCGAUGGAAACAGUAUGAUUUGUGGACCCGAAACCACAGAAUAAAGACACACAGAAGGUUGACUCGGCCAAAAAGCAUAACCGCUGCCAUGCCAUGAUUCGUCAGCAAAAUGCUGACACCAUGGUCCUAGCCACUGUGCUUAUGAGAGGCAUUCCCCCCCCCCCCCUGGACAUCUGCCAUUUUGAAUAUUAUCAGGGGUUGAAUGCCUCUCAUGAGCACACUGGCUAGGACCAUGGCCAAAAUCAUAGGAAAAACCAAGAUGUCAGGCUUCUGUAUAAUCUCUAGUCUGUGCCGAAACAUUAGCCGUAGAGGGUCCACAAUUACCACAAAACAUACUUUUUCCCAAAAGUCCUAGUCAAGUAAGUAUAUUAUUAUAUACCAAGUGUCAAAGAAAACAAAAAAAACAACAGAAUAAAUUAUUCAGAGCCAUUGCCAGGAAACAGUUGAAUUUUUCACAUGAUGCACUCUCAUCCAAUAAGAUGCAAGAAAACAUGAAAUUUGACACAUGGUAUAUAAUAAAUAGAUUUUUCCCGUGAUCAUGGACUUGUUCCACGUCAAGUCUUUGGUUGCUUUGGAUAUUUCCCCCAUUGUAAAUUAAAAGAAAUUUUGAAAUUCUCCAUUUCUCUGCAUUGAUAAUUUUCACUUGAUCUUAUUUUCAGCAUCCAAUACCCUUGAUUCAGUAAAUCCAGGCACAUUAAAGGAAGCGUAUUAUGGACUGGUUACUCUGGUCAUAGAGGCAGUGAAAACUGAUAGUAGUCUCACUGAUAUAAGGUUUAAGUUGAAAUAGAAAUUUUUAUUUCAUUCAUUUAUGAAUACAUAGAGAAUAAUACAUGGGUGCGUGUGAAUACCAGAUUUAUUUCGAGUGUUGAACAUGAUAUUUCACGAGUGAGCGCAGCGAACGAGUGAGAUAUCAUGUUCAACACGAGAUAUAAAUCUGGUAUUUCCAAGCACCCAUGUAUUUUUCUGUUUAUUAUAUAAACAAAAUUCAGUGAAAAACAAUAAAACGUCCGUGGCAAUGCGUUUUACAACAAAUGAUAUUUUCACGCGUAAAAAUAUCGUAUUUUUUACGUGUGUUUAAAUACGAUUUUUCUCAGUGGCAAAAAACUCUAUAUAACACUUAUGUUUAUAUAAUAAAUGGUAUUUUGUUCUGCCUAAUGCCAGACAAUUAUAUCCAUGUAAUGACAAGCCCUUGCUUGUAGAGUAAUUUAUGCACUUGUUUUCACUUCUGCAAUGCCCAGUAAAUUCCCUAUUUAGAAAUUUCUUAUAGAAAUUCUUAACUGGGAUUGACAAUUAAAUAUGUAUAUAAUCAAUAACGCGCAGGGACGCCGGAACGAUGUGUUGAUAUAUACUAAGAGAUGUUUGGAAAACAUUGAAAGGGCGCCUUUGCCCCCUUGCCCCUCCUGAUAAAGGGCAACGGGGCGGCUGCCCCUCCUGCCUCCCAGUUCUGGCGUCCCUGAUAAUGCAACAGUUAGCACUCCCCCUCUUGGGGGAAGACAUUGAUAUAUAGGUUCAUUAAUCUUUUGAGAUGUGACAUGCAGUUGCUUCCUAGCCUACUUCCCUAGCUUUCCUGCUCUUCUGUUGCCAAAUCCAACUGCACCCACCUUGCCAGUAGGGAUCUUAUAAGCCUGCCUUUCAGCAAUUUCCAUAUUUUGUGAAACAUUUUGCUCAAAUUUAAUGCUAAUAAACUUUAACACAGUUUACCAUUCAUUGCACUUUGUUCCAAUGGCCAUGUGGGAUAUUUCAUCAUGUUUUGUGUGCAGUAGACUUGUGAUUGGGCUAAAGAUAAAAAAGAAACAUAGUUGUACAUGAAACAUCGGACUAUAGGCAAAGUAUAGCCUUAACGUGUAGAGGCCAUUGAGGCAGUAAACAAGAAAGUCUAUUUGCCAUUUUGCCGUAAUAAUAUCAGUAUAUCUGCAUAGCUGGAAAAAAAUAACAUUGUACCGGUAAUCUAACUUACAGCUUAUAGCUGCUGCAUGAACUCAUUGACAAGUAGCUAUUUUUCAAUUACAUGCAAGGUCUUUUUAAAAAUUAUUUGGCAUUCUGACUGGUGUAUUUUAUGUUUUCAGUUCAUAUUUAGAGGAAUGCAAGUGGGAUUCAGACAGGAUUGAAUAUUUGAACAAAGUAUUUAGUGUAAGACGAUCAGAUAUUGUGCAAAUCUAUUAUAUACUCUAAAUUAUAUACUUUUUAGACAAUAGUAGUAUUAAUUAAGAGAUUUUGUGUAUGUUACGUAACACGAGCCCAAAACUAAUGCGUAAUAAUAACACAGUACUAUGCACUUGGUUCAGGUUAUAUAACUACAUUCGAAAUUCCAAUUGCUCAAUCAGCAAACAAAUUUAAAAAGUAUUGUUAUCUGUAAAAUAAUGCUAAAAUGAAGAGAUUUUAUGCGGUAUGCCAAAGAGAAAAGUAUGUCAGUAAACUGUGUUCAUAUUGCUGUAAAUAUGCAGGUGUCAAUUAUAAAGCAUGGUUGGUAAAUGUAUUUUAAUUGACAAAUUUUCUUAUUAUUUUAUGUUUCUCAACCGUUAGAUGCAUUAAUACUAAAAACUACGAGACGGCGAGCGGUACCUCCUUUCCACGAGGGACUGCUCGCAGUCUAAAAACUACCUACCAUCUAAAAGAUUUUAGGUUUUGAACGCAUUUCGACGCCAGUAUGCAACAUAGAAAAAAUUGUCUCUUAAUAUAAAACAUAUUUAUUUCAAAGUCAUUGUGUCAUAAAGCAUAUUUAAACGAGUGUAAAGUCAUAAGACGCUAGAUGUAGUAGUAUACUGGAUAUAGUCCACUCAACUCAAAGUUGUUAACUUGACAUGUUCUGUUAACUUGACAUUGCUAUGAUUACAUUUCUUAUGAUCUAUAGGGAACAAGACCAGACAUCCAAGCACUGUUAAGCAGGUAUACCUCUACUGGAAAAGUAGUAUAUUGUAUAGGGCAAGUAGUAAUUUGCAUAAAACACGGAUAAGUAAGUUAAGAACAUGACGUUAGCCUAGCCUCCUGCGCAGGCAUCUCAUGGUUCACCUGCGUUGCUUGGAUUUCCAAAGGCGAUGCCUGCGGAGGAGGCUAACAUUAUAUAGCUGUGCUAAACUUAGCUAAGCUCGGCUAAAGGCCCGGUCACACUACACAACGAUAACGAUAUGAAAACUUGUAAACACACGAUGAUUGGCAAAAAAAUUAUGUUAGUCACUGUUAGUGUCAACACUACAACGAAAAUGAUAAAAUUAUCGUUUGACGAUAACGAUUUUAAAAUCGCUCACCCGAGCGAUUUUGUUUUCAGUCGGACGAUAACGAUAAUUUUUUGACCAAUUUGGUGCAGCGGUCUAACCUCCUGGUUAUAUAGGUAUACAAAUGUAUAGAAUUUACACUCGAAAUUUCCAUCUACAAAACACUCUUCGACUUGGUAUGCCAAUGUCCUUUUUGUUUUGAAUUAUGAGUAAUUUUUACAUCGUUAUUUCUCCACUCCUAGCACAAGGACAGUAUUUCCACACAUUGUUGACGUUGAUUGGAGAUUAGAUUAUUAUGUUAAGGUGAGAUACGCAGUUGAUGGCAAUGAGUGAGUUGCAGUAUGUUCAGUCAAACUCCUCCCUACAGGCAAUUCUCUAUACGGACAACUAAACAGACCCCAGAGUGAUCAGGUGAUGUUUUAAGCUUGGUGAACACUAGCAAUUUUGUCGGCGAUUUUGUGUUUCUAACGGAUGCAAAUGACUCAUUUGGAUGAUUCAGAUGGGGUUAAAACAUCACCUGGUCUGAAAUGAGUGAACUACAGAUUACAGAUAUUUCACAGCACACUCCCUAUCAGGGCUUUUCAGUGACUGGUUACAUUAUGAAUCGAUAGAAUUAGAACCAGACUGACGUGAAGCAGACCGAGGUAGACUUUGAGCUUACAAAUGGCGCUUGAGCAGCCGCUAUUAGUCCAUACCUCAUUAAUGAUCUGCCUCCAGACCUUAUGUGCCUAACCCACCCUGUCAACUUUCCCUGUGGGAGGAAACACGGAGUACCCGAAGAAAACUCACGACUUUCGGCAGAGCGUUGACGUUUUUACUCUUUUCACAUGAGGACUGGGUUCGAGUCACAUUGAGAAGUCCUCAUACACGAGGCUUGAACCAGCUACCUUAGAGGUGAAAGGCAAGUACGCUAACCACUUCGCCACCGUAGAGUCGCUUUUCAGAAGCAAACAAUUCUAAGUCUUUUGCAUGUCAUUCAUUCGAUCACAUUUGCCUGGAGAAAAAUCGCCGAUAGAAUUGCUAGUGUGAACCAGGCUUUAGUUGAGCUCACCGAUUUACUGUGCGCGCUAGUGCGAAAUACACCAAGGACGCGAAUUUGAUUGUUCGCUCUAUUACUGUUGAUUUCUUUCUCAGUUCAAUUGCUGUGAUUCAAGAUUCUCUUUUGUUUUUUUUAGAACAAAUACUUAGAUAAAGUUAAUAAACCGACGUACUUGAUUUCAUUAAAAACGGAGGUAUGGAAAAAAUGAAGCGAGGACUUACAACCGAACGUCCUGUACGUUAUAUAAAACAAUGUUAUGUAAAAAAUAUUUUAUUUAGAAUCGUAAAUAUAGCAACCUACAGUACCUCGCAAGCCAGACUCUCUACUUCCGCUUCCCUCUCAAACACAGCGGAAGUAGAGAGCCUGGCUUGCGAGGUUGAAUCAUUAAGUAGCUUAGUGAGUUGAUUUUCAUGCGAACUGUUACAUCUUCGUGUUAACAUUUUAGGAAAGCAACAAAAAUGGAUAUUCCGAUGUAGAGUUUUCUUGUUCAAUGGAACAGUUGCAGGUACUUUCGACAAAAUGUGGAUUUUUUCCCAGGCACUAGAGAUUGCAUGUAUUGCACCCGACAGUAGACAUGCGGUACCGAUAUUCCCACGGUUGCUACACAAAAUCUAUGAAUUCCCGUUAUUUUUACGUAUUUCGGAAUUUAUCUGCUCUUCCAACCCAUGGCUGGAUUUUGAGGGGAGGAAUGGGGGUGGUGCGCACCUCCCCUGAGAUCGUUUUCCACCUCCCCUGAGAUUUAUUGCACCUCCCCUCAAAGUUAAAUGAUAGAUCAAAAUGAAAAUUUGGCAUUUUUUUAUGUGUUGCUUAAGGGGCAAAAUUAUGAAUCGUACAGUCGUAAUUCAUGAAUACACCGACAUAUGUACAGUACGUGCAUACAUCACGUGUGGUUAACUUCAACGGAAGGGUACGUUCUAAGCCCUAACAUUCCAGUGGGGGGCGUGAGCUAGACCGCUGCACCUCCCUCAACGUUUCCACCCAAAUCCCACCUUGUUCCAACCCAUUGCAAUAACAAACCAGGCAAAUACUGUAUCAUUGGAAUUUUAAACUUAACAUUAAAGAAAGUUACACAAGGGACAUGCUUAUAGAACUCCGUUAGGAAAUACCUCUUUUGUCUGAAUGGAAUCUUCAUUGCCUAAGCGGAACUAUCGAUCGCAUGCCUUCUUAAUUAGUGUGACAAGUUAUUUCUCCCCGCUUGUUAUAAAUUUGCCUGGAGUACUCAGGCCUAAAAAUUGGUUUCUGUUUCCGACCCGACCCUAUCUCAUCACACCCGACCCCAGCCUAGUCCCUGGCCUUCCAAGCGCGGGCGAGUUACAGGCUGUCAUGAACUUGCAGGCUGUCCGUUUCGCAAAAUAUCCGAACUGGGUCGCGAAUAAUACAGCUUAUCCCGGUCAACCUGCAAACCUUGUCGAUUUCCCCCUAAAAUCAUGAGGUGAAGCGAAAAGGCCAGGAACUAGGCUCACCCAACCUACGUUUUACAACACUUUUGCCAGCACAAAUGAGAAAAUUUAGAGUCUAGUAUUCAUCGAAAUUCGUGUGUUUUACCAAUCAGUGAGACACUCUUUUUGCACCAUGGAAAUGUUAUAAUCUACUCAAAAAGUUCUAGGCAUUAAAAUUCUAUUCAAUUAUUUGAACAAAAAUAUUCGACCUACCGAAGCAUGUAGCCCGACCAAACAAAUUGUCUGAUGCCUCUUUGGCUCUGGGUACGAGAUUGGCGUCAUGCUGCAUAAUGUUGACUUUGUACAAAAAGACCGAGGUCCGAUAUUUCUCUGUGCAUACCGAGCAAGCGAGGUUAAUAAAAAGUUUAUUAUAUGGCAUUAUACUGAUUAUAGACAUUUAUACUCGAAGCAAACAAGAAAUGCACGAUUGAAAUGCAUAUCAGUAGCGUGGUACACAUUUGAUCGAAGAAAACAAAAAUUGCCAAUGUAUUCCUUCCUUUCCACUUAAAACCAUUCGCAGAUAUCUUAUUAUUAUAUCUUAUUAUUUGUUAUUACAAAUUAAAUUAUAAUUUUCAAUUAGUUUUGCUGUUUUGUUUUAAAAUGCAUGCGUUUGUUUUUACGUAAUGGACCGCCACGGGAAAAUAAUGGACCACUGAAAGUGCUUCUCAGCCAAUCACAGUCCGCCAUAUCACCAGAAGUGAUGCUUGCCAUAUAAUAAGUUACAUUAAUUUAUAUGUUUUGGUAUCUCAUCGGACGUCGUUCCCGUUAUUUCGUUUAGGAUCUUGUGGGAAAGUUGAAAGAUGCGUGUAAAAGCUUGGAAAAAGCUUCUCAAAUGUAAAUUGAACUCGAUGAUCUAUUUAAGAUAAAUUAUGAGGUAUGGUAUUGUAUGGAUAGAAUUGAGUCCUUGGUGGGACGUGGUCGACAUUCAUUUAACAGAAGAAAUGUGCAAAUAUGCAUGAAUCAAAUUUAGAGCGUCAAAUGCAUUUAAUGACGUAGCUAACAGUAUAAACUGGAAAAUAAAGCUAUAACAAAGCAAUUUUGAGAGAUAACCAAAACGAUUUUUGUUUUUUUUUAACGUAUUUUGCUUGAAAGAACGCCUGGUUAUCCCCGCUCUUUAUUUCAUAAAAGUUUUUCUGUGGAAUACAAUUGAUUAUCUGACCGAGUUAUGUACUGUAGAUUUUUUAAUAAAUAAUAAACAUAGUUUUUCGAAAUAGAACUUUUUAAACUUGGCCAGAGUUUACUGUACCACAGGAGGAUGUUUUAUGAAAUAAAAAUUGGGGGUACGUAACCAGGCGUUUGAAUGCGUUAAAAGCAAAAAUAUUGGCAAUGUUGAAUCGCCAUUGUUGCCAUAACAACAGUGGUGACGUCAAUUUUGUGACCAAGUUCCAAUUCUUAGACUUAGAUUUUGCCUUAUAUGGUGGCAAGUAUACAGUUUCUUCAAAAUCUUUGAUCUGAUUUAUGAUUUUUCAUAUUUUUAAAAAUUGUUGGGAGCUAUCUUAAAAUCGAGUCGAAUUCUCUUAUAAUUAAUCAAUUUGUCGACUCUAGAGAUCCGGUGUUUGAUAGUGAGAAAUGAAACGUUCUCCUUGGUGUUAGUAGGCAUCGCUACUGUAGAAUUCACCUGUGUGGCCAACUCCUUGUAAAUGAUUUAACCAAAAGAUAUACAGAUGUUAUGUAAUUUCCACACAAUUAAUUCUUUGUCAUGAUUAUGUUUUAAAAAUAAAAUGGCAAGAUACAUAUCUAUUAUGUAAACAAAUUCUACAACUUAAUAUGAAUAGUAUAUAUACCCUAAAUCGCUGGCUUAUGUAAGCCUUACGUUUUUACCUAGUUCCAUGUGGUAAAAUUGUAAUUGUUACUCAUUUAACGUGCUAUCAAACCAGUUUUUAGACUGAUGACACAAAACUUUGUGCUAGCAAUAGUGGAAAUGAAUUCGAAUAAAAUAGAGUGGUCAAGUUUAAUUUUCUGGCCCUUAAAUUUUCAACACUCAACUGUUGGUCAUCGUACUACCGAAUGAUUCCGAAACCAAGGCAAUUUUCCAUUAAUAGACAAGCUGACUUGGAUAGCUUGUGCUAGUCGAAGCAACUGGUUUCAACCUGGCGUUUGUUGGGUUGAAUGGGAAUGUUUCGAGGCGUGGGUGCUACAACCGUUUUUGCGACGAUAAUCCGGGUUAAUUGUCUGAUCUUCGUUUUCCAAAAAGAUCCCAUGCUCAUAAGCUCGUAUCAAUCACAGUAGUGCAGAUAUUAAAUGGAUCAACAUCCAUUGUAUUCUCAGGCACAGUCUCGUUCUCAAUGUCAGUUUGAGGUAUUACAUCCAAGUUAUGUUGUUUUUCGUUGAAAGAGGUAGGGAUAACCUGAGCAGGAAUCCCCAUCCAAUCGUAAGUUAAAGUUUUCUGUGGCAAAUCUUGCACUUUAUCCUUCGGAAUAACAUCAAAAUAUAGAUCCAAAGGAGCGAGCU
This is a messenger RNA of Paramuricea clavata, 8770 nucleotides long. The record is from the annotation of a GenBank genome assembly. NCBI's taxonomy places the organism in Eukaryota, Metazoa, Cnidaria, Anthozoa, Malacalcyonacea, Plexauridae.